GAGCUGUUUGUGAUCGCCAGUAUUUUACAAAUAAAAAUAUUUAUGUGAGAAACAUUGCCAAUUGAACAGUCAGACCUGUGAUGUAUGUGUGCGAGUUAGUGAAAACUUUGUUUUUGAGGCUAUGGAAGCUACAUUUAAACAGGGAAGCGUGCGUAAAUCAAAAAUAUUGUUAGUGUGACCUCGUGUCAAUAAGAUCAUUGACGAUCAGACACAAAGAUUUGCCUAAUCUAAUGUGCCCACACAUUGCAGUGCUGAUUUGAGUGAUACAUCAUACAGAGAGGGCCUGUGUUUGUGAUUUGAAAAUUUGUUUUCUCCGGAUGAAGUGUAAUGGAAGCUUACGUAGUCGUUUUGGAUAAUUAUUAUUCUGCGGCAUUUCAUUGCAUUCUUCAAUAGUGUUGGCUCCGCCAAGUCAUGUCUACAUUGCAAUGGAUGAUGGCGGACAGAGACUGUUGGAUGUUAUUGAUGACAAUCAUGCCUUGGAGUCAUUUCUGCGGGAAAAUUUUCCUAGCUCGGGUCUUGAAAGCCCACAUCUGGAAAGCAUUGUGAGCAGCAGCAGCUCCUCAGCAGCUGGCAACAAUGCUGGAGGAUCAGAGACGUGCCUGGACAGUCUUGUGUUUGAUGGCAAUCACCUGGUGGUGUCAGCUACUGCAGCAGCUGCUGCUGCAGCUGCAGCACACAAAAAUAAUGUCACCACUGGCAGCUCGCAGAACUGCAAUAUGGCAUCUUCUGCUUCCACAAUCCAUGUUACUGAUGCUCAGAAUUCACUGUUACAGCAUCAAAACAACACAACAUCUAUACAUGGGCAUCAACAACACCAUCACUUACGCACAAUGUCUCCUGCAGUGCAGCAGUUACAGCAGCACCUUGCGGGCCCCAUUAGUGGCAUAUCAUUGGAACAUCAGCAGCAGCCAUCCAUACUGCUACCUCAAUCAGCUCUGACUGCUGCUGACCUAGGGAACAGUCUGAGUGGUUCUGCAUUAGACGACAAGAAUAAGAUGCUCCUCAUCACCAGUGAUGGAAUGUCUGCAGAACAAUCUUCAUUGCAGCAGUUUCUUUCUUCGUCCUGUAUAGUUUCUCAGCAUCAGACAUUGCAACAAAAUCAACAACAGCAGCAUCAAAUUCAAACAUCUCAUAGUUUUCACAACUCAUCUUUACCAUCUUUUAUUAUUGAGUCUGGAAGCAAAACAGAGACGCUUGCUCCUAGCUUUGCAAGCUCUCAAAAUGUGGAUCAGAACCAAAAUAAUGGAAUGUCUUCAAUGUUGGUAUCAUCAUCUUCAGCGCAAACUAAACAUCAAAUAAAUCUGGCAGUUCCUGCUUCUUCGGAUUUGAAUAGUCAACACAGCAUCACAUUUGGCAGUACUCUUCGAGGCUCUCUUGAGUCUCUUGGUGCUGUUGCUUGUGCCAGCAAUGGUAGCACACUACAUUCAUUUACUUCAUCAUCUGUAAGAUCACAGGCAAGCCCAAAAGGAGUUUCUCCAAACAGUCGCAAUUUGAAUUCCAAAACAUCUAAUUUUACUUCAUUGCAAUCAAACAAAUCAAAGAAUGCUGCUCUAGGUGCAACCACUCUGUCUGGACUCACGAAUAUUCUGACUGGAGAAGCCUCUACUGUAUCCAAUUUAACUACCUUGUCAAACAUGAGUCCUUUCACUGCCACGGUUUCUUCAUCAUCUAUAGCAUCAUAUUCCAAUCUAAGUUUAUCGAAUUUUUCUAAUUUAAGCAAUCUGUCGGGUAUUCAGCUAGUCAAUAAUAACGGGCAAGUGAUAAAAGCAACAUCAUCUGAGUGUGGAGGCUUGCUGAGCAACAGCUCACAGACCCAACUGCAGUCGACCAUGUGUCUGCCCACCAUGAGCAGCUCUUCUUCAGGACAACAGAUGGCACCUCAGGCCUCUGUAGUACAAGGCUCCCAGAUCAUUGGUUCUCAAGUGCUGGGCACAUCCACUCUUCUCAGCCAAACAAACUCCGUCUUGAAUGGCAGUAAUAACUCCAGCAACGCCGUUGGUUCAUUGUUUGUUACCCCAAAUUCUUCUAUUCUGAAUGGUCAAGCUCAGCUUUCUUCGUCUUCCUUUUCCCUCCAAUCUCUAGCAGUUGCCAAUCAGCCGCAGGUAAUAUUCACUACAGCAUCUAAUCUAAAGAAUAAUGGUGGCUUCACCCUCGCCUCAACCUCAGGGUCUCCGUGUGUGUCACAAAUAUCUAGCAGUAGUAAUUCAUCUUUUGGUGGUAGAUCUACAGCGCAGGCUAUCCGUUCUUCAGCCCCUGCUGCUCAAGUAUUAGCUUCUUCUAAUAAUAGUAGUGGCAUGAAGCUCCAGUCGGUCGGUGGGGGAGUCAUGCUGGCAGCUGCUUCUCAGUCCAACACAUUGAAGCCUUUAGUUCCUGGCACUGGACAGCUAAUACAGCUUCUCACCAACAACAGAGUAGUCACUUCUGCUAACAAGCUCAUUCAGCCCAAGCAACCUCAGUUGUUACCAAAGCCCGUUGUUUGCGCUCCAGUUAAUACCCAGUCAGGACCUCAAGUGGUGCCUGGAAAGACUCUAAUAAGUGGAACUCCAUCGCGAUCAGUUGCCACCACUCCGCCUUGCUCAACAAAUUUACCAUCGCCCGUCUCUACUUCACUUAGCUUAUCACAGGCAGCACCAGCCCUCGUUGCCCUUACUGGAUCUAACCAGACGAUGCUCACAGGUACCUCAGUGUCAGGUGCUCCUAACUCAGGUUCUGGGGCUGGGACAGGACUUUUGCUCAAUGGCAGUCUAUUGCAAAAUAGUAUACAAGGUCUACAGGCAGGUCUGCAGCAGCCAAUUUUAAUUCAACAUGCUAAUGGUAUGCAGUUUUUGAUAAGACCUGCGGGCAACGCGGGAACAACGCCGUUGUUUUUAAAUUCGUCUCCACAGUUUCUUUUAAACACUUCGGGGGGCCAAUCGGCAGCUGCUGGAAACAAAACCCCUGCUUCUGUCACACCUCAAGCCAUCAUGAUUCCUGGUGCUAACGGGCAAGCACCAACUUUUGUUGUGCCACAAGGUCUUGCUCAGAGCUUUGCGGCAAAUCAAAACUUAUCUGCACAGACUACUAACCUCAUGAGCACGGCUAGCGCUCGGCAAGUCAGCCCUGCCCAAACUCCUUUUUAUAGGUUUGUGACCCAGCAAGCUGGACCCACUCUGCAGCUGCAGCAGAUCAACAUUCCUAACGGGCCGUCAUACAUCGCAGUUCCCAGCAAUGCUACACUGAACUUACCUGCAAGUGCAAUGUUGGGUGGCACUGUUCGUCCCCUGACGCCAUCUUUGCAAACUCCCACCAUCCAACUGGCCCCAUCUCCGCAGCUGGGUGGACAGCAGACCCUCCAAUUGGCUCCUACUGUUCUAGCUCAACAAAAUGCCAUUACGAUUCCGUCAUCCAUGAUGCCCGCCACGAGCACCAAAGAAGACGUGCACAGUUCAGCCAACAACUCUGUGGACACAUCGCUGCCGUCAAGUUCAUCUAUGUUUACAUCACAGCUUCAGCCCCAGAACUGUCAACCGCAGCCACAGCAAAUUUCUCAAGCACCACCCGCAGUGCAAGCGUCCCAACAAGUACAAAAGAAGAAAAAAACCAAGAAGAAGAAGAAAGAAAAAGAACAAAAAGAACCUAAAGUUAAAAAUUCAAUUAAUCUCAAUGAUAUAAUGAAAGAAACUGGUAUAUUCGGCGACCUUUAUUUUGACGAAAAUGAUUUUGGUCCUAUCUCAGCCGAAGAUGAAGCUCAAAUGAAUGGUGGUAGUAACUUGAGCUCUAGUUACGGCAAUGCAGUCGAGCAUGCAAGCAGUUCUGGUUGCAUUAUAUCAGUUUCUCCGUCUGUCACUAAUGUUGUAUCAUCAAACACUACUUCGACUUCAGCGACCUCUCCAGCCGUCAGCAGAUCUGUGGUACUUGCCAGCACUCCAGGUGCUCAGGCCCAGUAUUCCUCAGUGGUAGCUUCUUUGCCGACUCCUCUGUCUGGCUUGAUGUCCUCAAACAUGACUGCCAACAUCACUGCCACUCCAAACCUCAUCUGUGUCAACAGUGGACCGGGAUCCUCCUCUGCUGCAACCUUAACCCUCACCUCGAACUCCCUGAACACACCGAUUUUCACUUCGACACCAUCGCCUGCUACCAACUCGUCUCUCAACGCCAGCAUUUUCCCAACAAAUUUUGUAAACAUUCCUGGCAAUUCACUGGCACCUCAGUUUUUGACUGGAAAAGUGGGCGGCAUGGGACUUCCACAGUCUGGAAUGGUGGCCACCGUCGACGCUACAGGCAAACUUAUACUCGGUUCUCUUUCUGCUCUGAGACCUCAACUCGUGCAGGGAUGCAAUACAUCGGCUGCUUCCACAUUUUUAUCUACGGCCAAUGGUUUAGUGAUGGCCCUGCCUUCGGUGCCUCUGGCAACAGAUGACCUCCCUACUAGUAGCGGCUCAAGAGUGGUCACUAGCCAGACAUUCUUGAAUACCAUUACAGGUGGCGGCGGCAACGUGUUGUCUAAUACGGUUGGCGGACCUACUAUGGUGCUAAGUAAUUUCUCUGGUGCUAAUGCUCUGAACAUUACCACGUCAUCCUCGCCCUCAAUCUUAACUUCACUUCCGGUAUCUUUGCAAGCCUCUGUUGUGCCAUCAAAUUACGUUACCGCUGGUACGGCUACAAUCUCACCUGUGUUGCAGAGAAAAACGCCUGUAGGGAACGAUAUAACAAAAGUUGCACAAAAUACUCAGCUUUUCAAAGCAUUGCAGCCUGAAAAUGGCAGUGCUUCUCUGAGCAUGGGUUCCCUCAGCUCACUCACUGAUGAUGGGAGCAUCAUCAUUGGCUGCCAGAGCUUCAAGCCUACCUCCACUGGCUAUGGUGUCAACAAGACACAAAUAGUCCCACUCAAUGUUAUUGCUGGGAACUCUACCAGCCACAAUAAUGGCAUCAAUACAAGCAGAAUAACUUCUUCUGUAUCAACAAAUACAUCAUCAUCAAACAUUCCUUUCAUCACGUCUUACACCGGCACAGUGAAGUCUCCAGGCUCCCAGACGCUUGUUCUCCCAUCCCCCACAAUAAAAAUAUCUAUAGCCUCUGAAAGUUCCUGUAAUGACCAGCUUUUCAAGAAUUAUGGGUCAAGCAGUUCGACUUCAAAAGUAUCAGUUCCAGCUUUCAGCGUCACCUCAAAAAAUAAUAAACGUCCUUCACGUUCUAAGAAAAGAAAAUCUCUGGAUGAUGAAAUGAGCAUUAACUGCCCAACCAGCUCCGCUGAAUCGAGUAUCAUGAAUCACCUCCAAGACCAAAAAUCCCCCACUGGAUGUAAGCCCAUCUUGUUGCCUUUAUCCUCACCUAUAAGCAACAUUAAAACAACUACCACUUUGAGCAACGGCUUCGCGCUCUCAAUCCAGAAACCUUCACUGGAAUCCCCUACGAAUAAUAUGAGUUUGAGUCCAAAGAGUGGCUCGCUUCGUAACAUGCCCACUAUUAUUGAACUCAGUGGAGCUGUUUGCAAUGGGAAUGUUAGCAGCACUUGCAACACUGUCGGCAAUAGUUCAACAAACUCUGUUGUGUCAUCCCUGCCGGUACUACAUGUGGCAUCCACUGGUAUCGUUGCUACCAACAACAACUCGAAGCCUACGAUCAAGCAAGUCUUCAUUUCACCGGCAAAUCAAGAGAACUUCAAACGAGUUGUAGCUGAGUUGCAGGCGCUCAGCAACAAGGAUAAUAUCAGUAAUGAGGACAAGGCCAACCAAGCUCGCCUCUACAAUGAAUACAACCGCAUCAUUGACAGCAGUAAACCAGUCGAUGUCACGGCCAAGCCAACUCCCGUGGCUGUAUCAAGUUCCUGCAGUGUUGCCUCAGCAACGAGUCCCACAAUAAGAUACUCUCAUCCUGUUGGUCACAAAUUCAUCACGCUCUCACCCAAAACCAAAGUGCCUUCUUCUUCUCUCAAACAGACUGUAAACAAAGAACCUCGUGCCAUUCUUCCUAAUAGAAGCAUCAAUAGCUGUAGUUUAAGCAGCAACAGCCAGCUCUUCUCAAGCUCCGGUGCCAAUUGUUUGGUUCCCAGCUCUGUCGUCUCAAACGUUUCUCUGGGCUCAAAAAGCAAGAGUAGCCCCUGCUUAUUUGAUUCAUCAGCCUCUGGGAACGACGCCAGCAAACGAUGCAGCAUGAGCAACACCAGUUCUAACACAAUCAAACUUUUUGAAGAGACUCAUUGCGUUGUAUCUGACAUGCCAGCUUUGACCACAUCGAACAAUAACUUUAACUCUGGCGUCACACAAGCAACUACGGAUGUGGGAUGUGCGGGAACCUCCUCACGGAGUUUCCCGACGUCGUGUGGGAGCACUGCAGUAACUCCUCCUUACACUCCGUCACCCAAUGCGCCUGUGCUACCUGCCGCAAACAACGGACCAUCGGGCAGCUUAGCACGUUACAGCAACAGCUCAACUCCCGUCACUCUCCUCCUGCACUCGGGGGCAACUGUAACGUCGGUGUCAUGUGCAAACUUCGUCACCACCACCAGCACGGCUAACCAACUUAUUGGCUCGAGUGUGGAGCUGAACGAUCAGUACAAGAGUAAGAACAGUGGACAAUGUAUGGAUGAGGUAUCUUCACCAGGCGCCUCCAUGCCCCUCUUGUCUCCUGGAUCGUCCAUGGGAAGCUCAUCGGUAAAAAGCAGCGGCAGCUAUUCAGAUUGUUCUCUGAGAUUCAUCACUCCCCCGCCAUCCAAUAGUCCUGUGGUCUCUACUUGCCCUUCAUCUUCUGUACGUGACCGAACUUCAGUUGCAUACUCUAACAUCUCUACGGUUAACACUACCUCGCCUUAUGACUCCAACGUCCCGACAAGCUGCAACACCAGUUCAUCCUCUGCCACACGAAGCUCUAAUCCUCCAAAUUCGUCUCCGCGAUUGAACAGUAAUAAUAAUCCUGGCUAUUCACCUCAGCCCGUUUGUCUUCCGCAAACUUCACCCAUCACUCCCACGGCUUCACCUAAUCCGUCAUGUAUGCAAGCUUCUGAAUAUGGACAUUACCUGCCUAAGCUAUUACCAGUUUCUUCUGCUCCUGCACAAUUCAAUUCAAUGGUGUCUCAGAAUAAUUGUGAGCCCACUGCAUGCGCUUUUGCUGGCUCCACUGCCUCGAUAGUGUAUGGAGAAAACACUGUCCCCAUGAACUCUGUAGUGGGAGAUCAGAGUCACCUCAUCAGCAAUGCUGCUACUCCCAUUGAUCCUUAUUAUCAUGCCGUCUAUCAGGCUGCACCAGAGUACAGUGCAAAUUUUACUCCAGUGAAGAACUGCUCCAACAUUCCGUGCACACAGGAUAAGUUGUUUGAGCACCAAUUAAAGACUGAUCAGAGAGGAGCUUUAAAUCCUGAUUAUAAAACUCCUUUCAAGAGUAAGCUGGACGCUUGCAAACGUUUGAUUCGGUACCAUGUAUUUAGUGACACUGGUCCAACAGCUCAGGAUCUUGCUGAAAAAGAUGCUGCGUUUGAAGUGCAUUCGGAGAACAUAGUCAAGAAAAUUCAACAGAUGAAGUACAAGUAUCAGUCAUUGCUGUUGAAAGAUAGCCAGCGUCGUCACCCCACUGCUGAGACUGUGAUGCUCUACAGACUUUUUCUGCAAGAGGAGCGAGCGAGACAAGAGCGCGAUCGGAACUUACGAGAUGCUGGAGUAUUGCUGGAUGUACCUGCUCUACCUGCUGUUAAAAAGACGGAGCCCUCUACUUCGUCUCUCUACCCUUGGGAAGAAGAAUGGAAAAAUGAACAAAUUUAUACGUUUUCUCCUCAGCGUUUUGAAGAUAAUGCAGGUGCUGAUGAUGACUUCCAGGCUGACCUUAAAGACGAUCAAAAUGACCACAACUUUCUCUUAAAAGGAAACAGUCGUGCAGAAGAGAGCUCAGUUGUAAAUUUCCCCUCGAGAGAAGAAUUAAAUACUCCAAAUAGCAGCAGUUUAUUAUUACGAGACGAAAAUAACGGCAGUUGUUCUAGAGAAGAUCUUCAUACCCCUCACAUGAGAGCUUUCAGCCGCGAUGGAACCGACAGUCCGUGCGAAAAUUCUCACAUUGAUAUUCCUGAACAAAAGAAAACAGAGCUUUCAUUUACAGAAAGAUGUAAAAAAACACAAAAAGUGCAAGAAGAUUUGUACGACAAACUCUUUGCUGGUGCUAACCAUGAUCCGCCAAAUUCCUCAAUCAAAAUUGAUGCUGAGAAAAAUAAAGUUUCCUCUGGUACCAGUAUUAAGUCCACCAAGCUUGACAGUCCUCAGAAAGAAUCUGAUACCUGGGAUGAAGAUGAAGAAGAAGCUCUUGACGAACCAGCGCUCCAGAUAAUGGAAGAAUCGGAACCCGAGUUAGAGCCUCUGGCUGACCGUGAAGAUAAUAAGGAAGAAGAAUUAUGCGCGAGUCCAGAUCUCUCUCCUGAACGUCUGCAGGAUGAGCGCGGCUUUGCCAGACGAGAUUCAAUUGUCUACCGGCGGCCGACCAGCUGUGACAGCCUCGACUCGCGAGGCAGUGGCUCCCCUGAGCUUUGCGUUAUCACAAACACAAGCAACGCAAGCUCACCUACACCAUUGGUCACUCAGCCUGACUGCGGCCCGCUUAAAAACUCCGUCCCUAAAAUUGAAUCAUUCUCCAAAAGCGUUGGUGCCCUCUUGUCGUUUUCUAACUCUUCUGUGAAUUCUACGUGUGUUAGCGAGAAAAGAAAUUCACUAGACGAAAGAUUCAAUCAUUUGUGCCAAUAUUCUAAACCUAAUGGAGCAGAACUCGUUAGUCCUGAAGGUCCCAUUGCUGCACACGUUAAGGAAGAUCUUAGAAAGACUGUGGAAAGUAACGUGUCGUCCGAUUUCUCAAAAAGCCAUUUAUUGGUUCAGCAAACCCAGUCUUACCCUGGUAGAGUAGCAGAACACGAAAAAUCAAAAAAUGAUAAAACAACCAAAGAGAAAAACAAAGAAAAGGAUUCCAAAAAAUUGAAAAUAAAAUUGAAGUGUGGUAAGAAAUCUCCUUGUGUGCCUCCUAUCAAAUUAAGAACAGAAGAAAAGGGUGGAGGAGGCCUGAAACUGAUUUUCAAGAAACAGGGUACAGGAGAUUACUACCGUGUUGGUGACGAAGGCUCCAAAGAGUACCGAGUUGAGAAAAAGAGAGACGAGGUCAACAUGAGCAAUGGUAUAUCAGAAGGAAGUCUUUCCCGGACUGCCCCAAUUGCAGAGGCUGUUCCUGACGCUGUUGAAUCCGUGAGAGUUGGUGGUGGAGGUGAAGAUCGUAAAAGACGUGAACAUUUCUCUGAUGAUCGAGAGAAGAAGCGUUGCAAAAAAGACCGCUCUAAGGGCGAUCGAAUCAACAGCCGUCCAUGCCUUGAAGCGCCAACGGGCCGCUUUCCUCUGCAUGCAGGCUUUGAAAGCCCCGAAUGGUAUGGUGCACCUGGACAUUUCUCCCAUGCUGGACCACAGCUCCUGCGACAUUCACUAUACCCGGCACCAUCAUUGCAUACAGGGGCUUCAGUGGCGGCCAUGAGUCACUAUACACCAGUUCAUCAUCAUCCCCACGCUGCACCUUCCCACCCAGGUAUGCUUGGUGCUGCCCCAACUCGGCCCCUGCCUGACACAAGACCUUUCGGUGCUCCUCUGCCUCCUCACUAUCAUCCGCAGCCUACGCUCGACCUUUAUAGAGCCAGAAAUACGCACCCCAGCUACUUCUAACUUCAGCUUUUGAUCGUUCUAGGCAGCCAUAGAGACGUUUACUUCCUUUGACUAGCUGAUUUCAAUAUGAUUAUGUAGUUAAAUUUCUCAAUUCAGCCUUCUAUAUUUAUUAAGUAGCCGAUCUCAUCAUGUAUAGAGCUAUUAUUGACACCUGUGUUUGCGAGGCUAAAAUCUGACAUUUCAAUUCUGCCGUUUUCAUUAGUCAAACCUUCGAAUGUGCUGCUCCUCAUAGAAAAAAAUUUUAGUUUCCUGAUCCAGCUUCACGAAUUUAUACGAGAUUUCUAGUUAACUUGUUAUCAGCACGGCCAUUAAUUUUAACGAUGCUGUCAUUGCGCUACUUGAUUUUGCAUUAUAGACCCUUAUUUUUCAUCGCUUUCUAUUCACAAUCACUCUCACAAUUUGCCAAACUGGCUUAAGAAUUCUUUGCUCUGCAGAACUUUAAUGCUAGAAGACGUAUAAGAAGAUUUAAUUUUCUUGUGUAUGGGCUAACCCCAGUGGUCCAUGUUACCAAUAAGAAUCAUUUGUGUUCAUGAUGAAAUGCAUUAGUGGUUGCUACGAGCAGCCAGCCAUGUGUUGUGAUUUGAGGGCAUAAACCGUGCGUUGUUUAAGAUGUCGUUCCAUUUCCCUUAUGUGCCCUAUUUGCCUCUUACCGUGUUGACUUCCGCCUCUUCCUUUGUCCUUAUUUUGGCCUGGGAUUGAUAUGAUUUUUUCUAUAACCCAUCUGAACCGAUGUCUGAAAUUCUCUGAUCGUGCGCUUUUAAAACAUUUUGUUGAUAACAUUCGUAUUUAUCAGUAAAAUAACAUUUUUUUUCACCGCCGCUUCCAGUUGCAUGUUUUUCGGUUGAUAAGUUUUUAGAAACAUGGCUUUUAUCAUAAUGCUCCUAAGAUUUUAAAUGUCAUGAUGUGUUAAUUUUACCAUAAUUAAAACGCUUCUAUAAGAGUUUGAUUUUAAUUGACUGUUUAAUAAUUCAAUCAUCAAUGGUUCACAAUUCUAUAUUUACUUGAAAAACUUUUGCGAGGGUUUUACGCAAAAAUUUUUAUAACAGCUGCUAGUUCAGAUGUUGUAUGAUCUUGGGCUAGAAGUUUCUUGAUAGUUUUUUUACAUGCUCUUGUUGUCAUAAUUGAUUGGUUAUUAACCCCAUCACAAAGUUUGACGAGCCCUGAUGAAUGCCACAGUACAUAUCCGUCAAAAACAUUUCCUUAUGAUCUUGUUUUUCAUGUGGUACUCUGCUUCAAUUGUUCAUAGCAUUUCAUUUGACUGCUUGCUCACAGAGCCUCCAAGCUCUGGUGAAUUUUUGUGCCUCUUAAGUUAUUUGUUAUUUUAUAAUGAGGAUUUGGUGUUGAUGAUGAAUUAACUAGUGACUUUUCUUACCUCUUAAUCAGGUUCAAUGUUAGAAUUUCGAUUCUUACGUUUUUUGACAUGAAACUUUGCGGCGGAUUUUGUCUUCUAUCUUGGAUCUAACGAUUUGUAUCCCUUCUUCGUGAUACUCAUUCAAUUUUAAUACUACUGUGUUCUGCUCUGUUUCUUGGCUCUCGAAUUUGCUCUCAUUUAGAGGAUAUUCAUAUUUCUUUUUAACUUAAUUUAUUCAUAUCAAUUUCAUUCUAUGUUGACUUGCGGGGCCUUUUGUAUUUAUCAUGUACGAAUGAUGUUUGUCGCCGUUAUUUGUAAAUUAGGCAUGUUCUUCUUGCGGUAAUUUCCAAUAAACUUAGGAGAUAUUUCUUUAUCCAUUAAUACAACUUUAUGUGAAGUCAUUCCAAGAUUUAUGUAAUCCUCCAGUUCCAUAUUUCUCGUACGGCACUUGAGCCUCACUAUGACGGUGGUGUUAUUUUCUUCUCAUUAAUUACAAUCCAUGUUGAUAAUUAUUGUAAACAUAAUCUCUCCUAUUUUGAUUUCAUCUCCUGUAAGUUUUCUGUUAUUACCCAGUUUCUUUAGCGAUGUUUUCUCAUAUCAACAGUAGGAGUUAAACACAGGACGUUAUCUGUAAGACUGUAACUGACGAUUUUCAUUGAAAUCAACACUGCAUAAUGUGAGAAAGCGAGCUUGACGAUCUAAAGGUUUUAGAAACCAAUGUGAAUUUAAGAUGGGAAUGAAAACUUUUUUAAUUGAAAAGAGGUGUUCAAUUCUUAUUUUAGGUCAAUUUUUUAGCACUGCGUGUAUCUAUAAUGUAAUUCUCUGCAACGUCUCGUCUCAUUCAUUUUCGGUUAGAUUCGUUGUUAUCUAAUUUAUUUAUUUAUAGAAUUUUGUUUGUUGCUGGUAUGUACAAAUUGAAUGUAAACUUGAAAAAAUUUGUUACGUUUUUUAGGUAGUAUUUGCGCUGGCUGCUGUUGUACAUAGUCCAUGCGUUUGGUGCAUGCGUUGUUAUUUGUGAUAUUGAAGAUAAGUGCGUUUGUACAGGCUGUUGCUGAGACGUUUCCCUCCCAAAUCCAGCUCUGUAGC
Molecule: messenger RNA, 12090 nt
Organism: Hyalella azteca
Lineage: Eukaryota; Metazoa; Arthropoda; Malacostraca; Amphipoda; Hyalellidae
Product: mucin-17
Exons: 9
Coding region: 426-9653 (3075 amino acids)
Source: RefSeq, a predicted model, not a curated record